Messenger RNA from Malus domestica (apple), 1398 nucleotides. The record is from RefSeq and is a predicted model, not a curated record. NCBI's taxonomy places the organism in Eukaryota, Viridiplantae, Streptophyta, Magnoliopsida, Rosales, Rosaceae.
UGCAUUUAAAAGCCAAAGUACUAACUACCAAGAGACACAGAGUGAGAGAGAGAGAGAGAGAGAGAGAGAGAGAGAGAGAGAGAGAGCUGGCACAGAGCAAAUGGCUCUGGAAGCCGUCGUUUUCCCUCAAGAUCCAUUUAGUUGCACUAACAAAGACCUCUACAACUUGUUAGGAGGAAAUUUGAGCUAUGUCGAUGAUCAGCAGCAAGCCUCUCUUGAUUUUCUCGGCUACCAAACAGACCAGAAUUACCCUAACUAUGAUACUUAUUCCUCACCGCCUUCAAUGGUAUCGCACUUCAACGAAUUGCACCUCUCCAAUCCAAACCCAGUUGCCAGCACUAUAAACCCUGAUGGUGAUCAACCCGAAUUUCAACUACCAUUGGAGGACACAAUCAACGUAUCUAGCAGUACUCGUGCGAAACGACGUCGUGCCAAGAGUAAAAAGAACGAGGAGGAGAUUGAGAACCAGAGAAUGACUCACAUUGCGGUUGAGCGCAACAGAAGAAAACAGAUGAAUGAGUAUCUCUCCGUUCUUCGAUCUAUAAUGCCCGAGUCGUACGUCCAAAGGGGUGAUCAAGCAUCAAUCAUUGGGGGUGCGAUUAACUUUGUGAAGGAGCUAGAGCAAGAAGUGCAAUUCCUUGGCGUUCAAAAGCCAAAUAAUUGUGCGCCUUUUUCCGAAUUCUUUACCUUCCCACAGUACUCAACAAGGUCUACUAGUGAUCAUGAGUCAACGGUGGCCGCCAUGGCGGAGCUGCCGCUGCUCGAGUGCAGGUCGAGCAAUAUCGCAGCUGACAUAGAAGUGACAAUGGUGGAGAGCCAUGCAAGCCUCAAAGUAAGAUCCAAAAGGCUCCCAAAGCAGCUCUUGAAAAUUGUUUCUGGGUUGCAUGAUAUGCACCUCACCGUUCUCCAUCUCAAUGUUGUCACCGCUGAUGAUAUUGUGCUCUAUUCUCUCAGCCUCAAGGUUGAAGAUGAGUGCAUGCUGACUUCAGUGGAUGAAAUUGCAACCGCAGUCCAUGAGAUGCUAGCUAGGAUUCAAGAAGAAGCAAUGCUGGACUUGAACUGAUCAUCAAAACCUCGCUUUUAAUUAUCAAUUGCCUUUUUUUCUUUCUAAAUUUAAUUAUACCCUAUGAUGUGAUAGACUCAUACUUGGGUGUUUCUUCUCUGGUUGUAGACUGCUACCAAGUCAUUCGGUUAAUGUUUUCCUUAAUUCCAGUUUAAGAAACUCUUUUCUUUAGAUAUAAUAGACUAAGAGUGAGUCUUCUCUCUCAUUUCAUCUUUUCUCUUUUGUCAGUUUUUCUUUUUAAAUUUUUAGAACAUCAAUCCUCGCAACUUUUUAGGUCAUAAAUUGUUAAAGAAUGUUGACGAUUAAAAAUAAAUUGUGUACAGAACUUGGAAAAA